Capronia coronata CBS 617.96 is the source of this 663-nucleotide messenger RNA. RefSeq lists its product as uncharacterized. The record is from RefSeq and is a predicted model, not a curated record. Lineage: Eukaryota; Fungi; Ascomycota; Eurotiomycetes; Chaetothyriales; Herpotrichiellaceae. The coding region runs from base 1 to 663 and encodes 220 amino acids. The transcript has 3 exons.
AUGCAAGUGAAAGUGCGUGACUGGAAGAGAGCAUCGAACCUCGCAAAAGGUGGAGAUUGGUUCCCUCGACGAUUCAGAACCGGCGACUGGAUAUAUUCAGCCCUCCAUCGCGAUCCCUUGGAGGUGAUCUCUGUGAACGAUCGACGAGACCAGGAGAUUCAGUGUCGCGACGGCGGCAGCGUGAUUGGGUUCACGUAUCGGCAGGUGAAGAAAGUCAAGUUCCUCCAUGACGACUACGUGACCAUCAAAGGAUACGAAGAUCCAGCUGCGGGGGCCAAACCCGUCAUCUACCAGAUCAGCGAGGUCGAAUGUUGGGAGAGAGACCGUUUCUACGUCGACUGGCGACGCAACACGACCCCAAACUUCAAGCUUCCUUGGGUGGGCAAGAGAUUGAGGGAACAUCACUGGUUCGUUGGCAUGUACCGAAUUGUGAGCACAGAAGACGCGAGCAAGGCUUGGGUGCCGCAGCAUCGUCUGAAGCUCGCAGAUGUCAGAGGCUCGUACGACUGGCAACACAUGGAGUGGAUCAACUACUAUGAUACGAGUGAUUCAUCGGAUAGCGAAUUUUUCCUGUCAGGCGAGGCGGAUAGUUUGAAAGACUCGUCCGACGAGGAAGAUGAGGGUUCUAGAUACGCUACGUCCCAUGGGACGAAGGGGAUGUAG